ACACAGAUUUAAAACUAAUUGUGCCACCGUGAUAAGAGUUUGUUUAUGAGCACAAAGCAACUUCUGAUAAAGAAUGAGUACAUCAGAUGAUACAGAAUUUCCUCACAAAAUAAUUGAUUACAUGCUGGGUUUCUUAGCAUCUAAGGCUCUAUUUUCUGCAAGUGAGCUGGGAGUGUUUGAUAUUCUUUUGAACUCAAAGACACCUUUGUCCUGUGCCGAUAUUGCUGAGCAGGCAUGUUGCACUGUGGAUGGAAUGGAUAAAUUGCUUACCGCCUGUGCGGGGCUAAAAUUGCUUAGAAGAACCCAGAAGAAUGGAAAAUGCCUUUACAGCAACACACACCAUUCCCAAUUGUAUCUUGGAAAGUCUAGCCCAAAAUCCUUGUAUCCAAUGGGAAAAUAUAUGUCAAGCACCAUGUACCUCUUGAGUCAUUACAUGGACGAUAGUGUCAGAGAAGGAAAACCAAAUUAUGACAAACUCUGUGAAAUGGACUGCAAAGACAUCUUUGGUUUUAAAUCCAUAUACCGGUCUGAAGAAGAAACAUUUAAAUUCUUGGGCUUCAUGGAUUGUAUAUGGAAGGUCUGUGGAAACGAAGUGGUUACUGCAUUUGACCUAUCACAGUUUAACAACAUCUGUGAUAUUGGAGGCUGCUCUGGUGCCAUAGCAAAACUGUGCAUUUCAGAAUAUCCUAAUUCAAGAGUAACCAUUUUUGAUCUGCCAGAAACAGUGAGGAUGGCAAAGGAACAUUUUGUAUCUCCUGCAGAGGAAAGGAUCUCCUUCCAUGAAGGUAAUUUCUUUAAAGAUCCACUUCCAGAAGCUGAACUCUAUAUUUUGGCCAGGAUUCUUCAUGACUGGAAAGACGAUGAAUGUCUUUUCUUAUUGAAAAAUCUAUAUAAGUCAUGCAAACCUGGAGGUGCCAUCCUGAUAAUUGAAACAGUAAUGAACGAACACAAAAGUGGGCCGUUUCAAAGCCUUUUGUUCACUCUGAUGAUGUUGAUUGCCACAGCUGGAAUGGAAAGGACAACAUGUGAAUACAGCAAACUCCUAAAAACUGCUGGAUUUCAAAACAUUGAGACAGGCAAAACUGGAAAGCUGUACAAUGCCAUUUUAGCCAGAAAACUAACAUAAAAUGGACUAUGUUCAAUCUGUAAUUUUUUUAGAUAAAGAGAGAGAUGAUCUGCUUUAUUUCUUAGACUUCAUAUAUAUGGGACAGUAGUGCAUGAGAACAAAAACACAAGUGAAACAGUAAAUGAUUUAUUCAAGUGCAAAACCACUGUAUAAACGCUGAAAAACAACACAUGCCCCGCCUCCCAUUUGCAUGCCCUCAGCUGACCGCUGCUCAGGUUUCUAUAGUGUUCACGAUCCUAUCCCCUUUGGCUGAGCCCACACCUGUGACAAGCUGAGCAGGAGAAGUAGAGUGGAGCAUCCUGCAGCAUCACUAAUACAGGCUUGACAUGCUAGGGAGGAUUGUUUUGUAUGCUGUAAUAAGAACAUGAAUUGCAACAUCCAGUCUACUUUGCAAACAUUAUCAUAACCAUUCGUGUUUUGUAUUAUUUCUUACUUUUUUAAUUUUGGAUUUUGCAGCCACACUUUCAGAUCUGAUUUGUGUUUCAUGUCUAUUUUUUUUUUUUUGUAAUCCAGUUGUAAUUUGUAGUUAUGCAAUAUUUAUGGACUUAAGGUAGUGUUGACAGAACUGAAUGAGAUUCAUCAUAUGUUAGUUUUCAAAAUAUGUUUCAUUUUUCAGUGUGUUGUUCACUUGGUAUAUGAGUAAUUAAUAAUAGGAGCAACCAUUUUUAUGGAGACAAACUUUUGAAUAUAUGCAAAAACAGUUAACUUUUUGUUCUCUGAUAACUUCAGCAGACUACAUCAUAAACGAUAUCCUAUAAUUUGAACAAAACAAAUAUGAAUGAGCAGUUUAUAGAAAUAUUGGGAAACCUUUCAGCCAUUCUACUGCUAUAUCAUCACAUUCACUCAGAGAUUAAAAAAAUCAGAAAAUCUGUUAUUCUUAUUAAAAUUAUAAAAUGAAAA
This is a messenger RNA of Protopterus annectens (West African lungfish), 2026 nucleotides long. RefSeq names its product acetylserotonin O-methyltransferase-like. Bases 74 to 1126 code for a protein of 350 amino acids. The record is from RefSeq and is a predicted model, not a curated record. The transcript has 8 exons. Gene Ontology annotation, molecular function: O-methyltransferase activity. Lineage: Eukaryota; Metazoa; Chordata; Ceratodontiformes; Protopteridae.